Lathyrus oleraceus (garden pea) is the source of this 2192-nucleotide messenger RNA. RefSeq lists its product as uncharacterized. Gene Ontology annotation, molecular function: protein binding. The record is from RefSeq and is a predicted model, not a curated record. Bases 448 to 1923 code for a protein of 491 amino acids. NCBI's taxonomy places the organism in Eukaryota, Viridiplantae, Streptophyta, Magnoliopsida, Fabales, Fabaceae. Gene Ontology annotation, cellular component: NuA4 histone acetyltransferase complex. The transcript is spliced from 6 exons.
GUGCUUAAGGACAUAACUGUCUUUUCAUAGUGAAUUCCACAUAUAUACCCACUCUUAGAGAGAGAAUAGAAGAUAGAGAGAAAGUUAAAAAAAACCAUAAUUAGGAAAAUACAAUUGUCAAUUGUUUCAUCAUCCAUUAAUUAUUUUUUCCAAUUUGCCUUUGAUGUUGUUUUUGUAGUUGUUUAUGUUGUUGUCAUUUUCUGUUACAAGCUUCUCAUUCUUCAAUCCUUUCGAAUAGAAUCUCUCAUCCCUUGUCUCACGCUUACUCUCUUAACUAUUUUUACACAAAAAAAAAAUACAACCUCGUAAAACCACCUUAAACCAGCCAAAACCACCAUUUCCCGAAAUUCCCGCCGGAAAACCGCAUUUCAGUUUUUCUACGUCGCGAAAACCGGUUGUUGGUAGUGGUGAUUGUUGUUUUAAUCAGGGACGUACACGUGGACAUUGAUGGGGACGGAGGUGGUGGAUAGAUGGGGGACCUGGGAGGAGCUCCUCCUUGGUGGAGCCGUUCUCCGCCACGGGACUCAUGACUGGAACGUCGUCGCCGCUGAACUCCGAGCCCGAGCGGUGUGUCCUUACACUUUUACCCCUGAGGUCUGUAAAGCUAAAUAUGAAGACCUGCAACAACGGUAUUCUGGGAGCACGGCUUGGUUUGAGGAGCUUAAGAAGACAAGAGUGGAAGAGCUGAAAAAAGCUUUGGAGCGAUCCGAAGAUUCAAUCGGGUCUCUUCAAUCAAAGCUUGAAGUCCUCGAGGCCGAGAAGAAUGAAAAAAAAGAUGAUUGUAAAAAUGGCUUAGAAAGUCCGGUAUCACAUAUACCUUCCAAGAAAUUGCAGAGAGUUGAAUCUUCAACUAAAGAGACGUCGAAGGAUGAAUUAUCAACUAAGGAGACAUCAAAGGACGAUUUAUCCGCUGGCAGUUUCACACACGAAACGAGGAUAAACUGGUCUCCUGAAUCCCAGGUUCCAGCCGCGUCUGCCGAUGAUAAUGAAACUAAGCCUGAAGUUUCACAGUCUACUGAGCAGAUUAAAGUUUCGAAUGUAGAUAAUUUGGCGAAUUUUUUAUAUGAAGGACAAAUGAGAACUUGUAGAAAACCGAGAGGGAAGAGAAAAAGAAAGGAUUGUAGCAGAAAUAUUAAGGAAGCAGCAAGUAUUGGAGAAAGUGACUUAUUAGAUUCGGCCGAUGUUCUUUCUUGGUGUAAAGAAAGUUCUACCAGUAACUGCGGUGAAGUUGCAAAGUCUUCUGAUGAUGUAGGUAAUCGAAAUAAGAACUCGAGAAAGCGCGACGCGGAAGAUAUGAUUGAGAUUUUAGAUUCUAUUUUUGAAACAAAAGGCGCCUCUGCCUUCCGUCGCAGACUUGAUAGUCAGAAGAGAGGACGGUACAAGAAAAUGAUCCGGCAGCACAUGGAUUUCGACACGAUAAGGUCGAGAAUCAGCAUCCGAACAAUUAAAUCAACCGUAGAACUAUUCCGAGACUUGCUGCUACUCACCAACAAUGCCUUAGUCUUCUACUCGAAGAACACUCGCGAAUAUAAAACUGCUCUCGUUCUGAGAGACAUAGUCACCAAAAAAAUGAAAGAAAAUUUCAAGGAUAGUAAUAAUAUUGUUAGCAGCAGCAAAGUCAGCAAAAUCACUGAGCCUAACGAGUCUGUGAAAUUACCGAUUCAUAAUGUUCAUGUGAAACCAAGAAGUGUAAGACCGGGAAACAGAAAAAUCGUUGCGAAGGCUGGUGGCAGCAAUAAUUCUGCAUCGGGGAUGUCACAAGGAGCUAAGAAGCCGGUUAAAGCCGAUUCUUCACCUUCCGUGGAAUCUUUAAAGGUCGUGAAGAAAACUUUGAGUAGACCGAAAAGAGUUGAACGUGUGACUUCAGGUCAAAAGACUACAACACCGACGAAAGGAAAGAAAAGAGUUAGAACAAAACCAUAGUGAUUUAAGGUUUAACCAAUAGGUUUGUGUUUUUUGUACAAAGAUUUUGAACUUUUUGGUUAGGUGUAUGCAACCAACCAAAAUAACUAGGGUUAGAUGCAGGAGGGAAAACUAACUUAAAUACAUGAAAUAGUUCUGGCUAAAAGGCUUAAAUUUGUAAGCAACUUUUUGUAGUAGUGGAUAUGACUUUCUAUUCAUCUUUUGCAUUUGUUGCAAAAGAUUGAUGAGAUAAAUGGGAAGUGAUUAAUGAACAAAAUAAUUCAUUUUCU